AUGCUUUGUUCUGAACUCAGGAUGAAUAGCCAUCAGUCUGUGUUCUCCUCACAAAGAGGCUCUGACGCGAAGUUGGUGUCAUCCACUGCCACGAGCUGUGGCGGUGUGAGGACAGGACGGGGCUUGGGUGCUGCACACUACCGAGAAUGCAGAGUCCCCAGCCGGGAUGGCCCGGCCCAGCAUUCUGUGGUGUGCGCUGCCCAUAAAUUGAUGGAGAUAGAGACCAACACAAUUUUAGACGACAUGGGUUACAUAAGGCCAGAAGUAGAAGGCAAGGCCCAGGCAUUCGUUUUUGCCAUCUACGAUGAGAAUCAGAAGCUCCAGUACAUUGGCUUUUCAAAAGACCUCCAGUCAUCUCUGCGGACCCUAUUCAGCAGGCGGCCAGAAAAGGCAUAUUACUACAAGUAUGUCAGCCUCCCUGAGGUCGACCAGAAGGAGAUGGUGGCUACUCGGGGGGCGUGGUUCGAAGAGGUUGGCGGACCACCACCUGGAAACAAAUUGGCCAUGGAAAGGGCGGCCUGGCAGCAGCCAGUCGAUGCCGGUGCCAUAUCCGACAGAGGCAAAUUGCAAGCUGCUGAAGAGAAGAGCAAGGAUCUGCUGGAGGCCAUUAGGAAAAGGGGCUGCAGAGAACAGUUCAUGCCAAAUGCAAGCCUACUUGUCGAAGGGCAGGUUGACUUUGUCCCUGCUGAGGCACUUUCGCCAGAAGAGCUGGAGAAGCAGAAGAAGGAGAUGGAGCGCAUAAUGCAGGCCUCGAAAAAGUGCAAAACAGUGGUUGAUGGGCAAGAGUCAGAUUUCACUCUUUUCUUCAAGAGCAAGUUCCCAACCAAUGGCGGUUACAUGAUCGAUGUUUCUGUCAACCAUGACAAUGUGGAGACGAGGCACAGGAUCAUAAUUGGGAAAGAUUACUAUGAACCCUACAAGGUCGACCCUGAGUCUGUGGUUGAGCUCGUGUUCAGUUUCCUCCUGGCGAACAAGGUGCCGCGCCACACAGAGGGCAUGCUGCUCAGCAGCCAGUUCCCAAUCAACUACUUCAGCAUAUCCGAGCUGGAGCAGUGGUUCGAUGAAUUCAAAGGGGUGUUUUCUUCAAUUGGGGACCUCAAAGGCAGCGAAUUCUGGAGGUUCAAUCGUCUCUUUGAUUACGGAGGCGUCAAUGACAACCUAGAGAGCCUCAACAUGGCCCUGGCGAUUGAAGACUCCUCAGACUCAGCUUGA
This is a messenger RNA of Ostreobium quekettii, 1212 nucleotides long. The record is from the annotation of a GenBank genome assembly. Lineage: Eukaryota; Viridiplantae; Chlorophyta; Ulvophyceae; Bryopsidales; Ostreobiaceae.